This is a messenger RNA of Entelurus aequoreus (snake pipefish), 2806 nucleotides long. RefSeq lists its product as uncharacterized. The record is from RefSeq and is a predicted model, not a curated record. NCBI's taxonomy places the organism in Eukaryota, Metazoa, Chordata, Actinopteri, Syngnathiformes, Syngnathidae. The transcript is spliced from 3 exons. The coding region runs from base 64 to 477 and encodes 137 amino acids.
CCCCCUCGUCCACUCCUUCAUCUAAUCUCAUCCACUCGCUCUUUCGACUCAUCGCCUGCUGCCAUGAAGACGCCUGUUGUCCUGCUGCUGGUCCUCUCUCUGGCUGCCCACACUGUUCUGUCCUGUUCUGUCUGCAAAGGCUCCGCCCUCAGAUGCCACACGUGCGCGGCAUCCAGCGAGGAAGACUGCAACAAACAAGGCUCGGCCUCCUGCCCGCAGUACGCCGACGCCUGCGCCACCAUCACCGGCCCGCACACGGUACUCAAGUCGUGCACCUAUAAGGAUUUCUGUGACAAAGCUCAGGGCAGCACCUCUGGAGCUAAGAUGGAGUGUUGCCAUGGCGACAACUGUAACGGCCCACACAGGAGCCACAGUCACGGGGACCAGCAUGGCAACAGCACAACAGCUCUGACCUGCAGCCCCGCCCUGAUGCUCGCCAUCCUGCUGCUGCUGCGUUUAGCCUUCAGUCACUUCUAGACACUUCUUUUUGGGAGAAUGUCAGCUUUCACCUCAUUUUUUUUUGCUACAGCCUCGCGCCCCACAGAUUUUUACAACCACAACCAUCCUUGAACCAUCCUGAAUCAGGGGUGUCCAAACUUUUUCCACUGAAAACUCAAGGCAUGUCGGGGCCAAGGGACCCAUAAGGGUCUCGGUCAUAAAAUUUUAAAAAAUAAGUCAUACAUAUAUAUUUUUUUUAUUAUUUUCAUCCAACACUCAAAUAACCAGAUCAAGUUUGGGUAUAUUUGUCAAUACAUUGUUUAUUUUUUUAUGCUUUUUUGUCACGGUAGACUCUGUAUUUUAUGGCAAAAACACAAAAUAUGGAAUAUACCCCCCGCCCCCCAAAAAAAUUCUAAGUGGAAUAUUUGAAGUAAUUGAAACCUCAAAAGGGUCAAUAACUCACACCACCAUAGAUCAUAGAUAUUUAAUUCAUUAUUUAUAGCAAUGAGAGUUAAAAAAACCAAUGAAAUUAUUGGGGAUCCAAAAGUGUUAAAAAAAAGUCAUAAUUUUUUUUUUUUUUUAACUAUCAACGCUUAAGUGUCUAGAUCAACUUCAGAUCUAUCCGUCGAUUAUAAGGUUUUAUUAUUUUUCUAAUGUUUUUGUUUAUUUUAUGCCCUUUUUUCAAAGAAAAAACAUUUCUUAUGUGGCAUUGUGGCAAACACACAAAAUAUGCAAUAUUUUCCUUCAAAAAAUAUGCAAUAUUUUCCUUCAAAAAAUAUUUCAAACUGGAAUAUUUGAAGUGCAGUAAUUGGAGCCUUGAAUAAGCUAAUAAUUCAUAACAUUGGUUCUGAUUCUUUUUUUUUUCUUUUUUUUUUAGCAAUAACAGCUUUAAAUAAAAAAAAACAGCCUGCAUUGAAUUAUGUUAAUAUUGUCGGUAACACUUUAGUAUGGGGAAAAUAUGAACCAUUAACUAGUUGGUUAUUAACAUAGGGUUAGGUUAGGGUUGACGUUGGGGUUAGGGUAAGGAUUACCGGUUGUAUAAUAAGGCCAUGCAGAAUAAGGCAUUAAUAAGUACUUAAUGAGUAAUUAAGAGCCAAUAGGUUACUAAUUUGCAUGUUAAUAAGAAACUAAUUAAUGGUGAAUAUGUUCCCCAUACUAAAGUGUUACCCGAUUGUCAAAUAUUUUUCUCAUUACAUUUCACAUGUAUGUUUUUUAAAAGGUAUUUUUAGAAUGUGCCUCGGGUCGUUAAAAAGUUAGGGCCGCACUUUCGACACCCCUGAUGUGUUAGGAUGAAUUGUUCUACCGGUGGUGAUGCAUUCAAGGUGUGUGGUUUAUAUACAAGCAGUGUUAUUUCAACAUCCCCAACUUUAUUACCUUCACCCAAGGAAGUUGCUUUAUUCAUGUGCAACUUAAAAAAAUAAGUAUGUGGCAAACUUGGCGACACAAUUGGCGUAUCACUGCUCGUCUGCACCAAACUGAAGCAGAUUGAGUCUAAUGCCAGCCAAAAAUUAAAAAAAUUAUAUUUUAACGGCGGACAUUUAUCCACGAAAAUAUGAAGAAGCUGCUGAUGGCGUGUUUGACAGAGCAGCGGCUGGAAGGAGCUACCGUAAAAGUCCACUCUCCAAGGUAAAUGUACAUUAUUAUAACAAAACUACUGCAGUUGUUAGUGGUACAAUAUAUUGUUUUGUUUUUGAAUAACAUUAUCUAAAAGCUAGUUUUUAUUUCUAAAGGCAUGUUACAUGUGAAUAUGUGAUAUGUUUUGAAUGUAUUUACAUUAAUUUCAAUUGAAGACGUUGAUUUGAGAUACAUGUGUUUUGAGUAAAGAACCAAUUAAGCUCCUAAGUUGAUGUAAUAUUGUGCUUUUCCAAUAAUUAGAGGUUGGUAACAUAAUGUAAACAAAAUAUUGCAAUUUAGGAAAAUGUGUAUAUUGUGAAGGGCAAUGUUUGAAUAAUUCAUAAUAAUUAAUAAUUUGAACCUUUGAAAGGAAUUGGUAUAUUUACAAAAAAUAUAUUAAAAUGUAAAAAAAUAUGUAAACAUACAUAAACAUCUAGAAAUACAAAUAAUAUUUACAUAAUAAUAAUAAAUAUUAUCCAUAUUUGUUUGUUCAAAUGUAAUGUUUGUUUCUUUUUCAAAACUGUAUUCCCUUGGAUGACAUUUUACAGCCUUUUAGUGGCUAAGAUUAUUAUUAUUGGAGUCAUUCAAAAAUGUCUUGUUUUGCAGAGGAUGUGUUGACAACUUGUCGCUGGUAAUGAAUGAUUUCAUGUGUUGUUCGUUAAUAUUGCUGUUAUUCUAACUGUUAACCGCUUUUAUUGUUUAUAAUUAUUUCCUGUGCACAUGACUGAAUAAAGUAAAUAACACACCCAUACGA